AUGGAUGAGCUCUUCGACUUUUUCUAUGAGAUAGAUUCCUUAAAUUCAAUAGAAUCAGCUAUUACUAUACCCCAAGCUUAUGUUUUAGGAUUUUCCAGAGCUCUUUAUCAUCAAGAUCUUCUUUGAACCUUAAAUUUUUUUAAAAAAUUAAAUGACUUUAAAGCGAAUGAGCAUCUUAGAGAGCGGGCUGAAUGAUUCAUCCUAUACAAGCUUUACGAAGGUCUUUAUGCAGAGGCAGAAUCACUAUUAUCUCAAUUAAGUCAGCCUAAAAGCUCUAAAGCUGUCCGCCGUUUGAUAAGUGAAAAUGACAAGCCAUAUUACAAAGAAAUAAGGAGCUAUUUAAAAUCCAUAUCUUCCAAAAAGCUGCCCGAGGUUGAACAUAUCAGCUGCCCUAUAUGUCUAGAUGACAUUGAAGAUCCUAAUUCUAAACCUCUUGUGCAAUGCCAGCAUAUUUUUCAUGACCACUGUAUAUCCAGAUAUAUCACAAAUAAAGUAGAUUCUAGGCAAUUCCCUAUUCUCUGCCCUCUAGAAUUAUGCAAAGCUGAAAUUGAUGCAAGUGAUAUAAAAACGAGGCUUGAACAAUACAUAUUUCAACAAUUUGAGGACUAUUCGUUUAAAAAUCAUGUUGAAACUCAUGGGAGCGAAUAUUCAUGCUGCCCAACUGCUGAUUGUCCUUAUAUAUUUAUACCAAACUGCGCAAAAAGGUUUAAAUGCCCUGUAUGCAAAAAGAAGUAUUGUUUAGAAUGCAGGUCGAUAUAUCAUAGAAAAUUGAACUGUGAAGAAUUUAGAGCUGCAAAUGGGGAUAUUAGAGAUGCUGAAUUUUUAAAAUUUGUGAAAGGGGCGAUGUAUAAGCAAUGCAUUUUAUGCCAAUUUUGGGUUGAAAGGACAAAAGGCUGCAACCAUAUGACAUGCAGAUGUGGAUAUGAGUUUUGUUAUAAGUGUGGAGCAAAGUAUAAGGAGUGUAGGUGCGGGAUAUGAUCUUAA
Messenger RNA from Blepharisma stoltei, 984 nucleotides. The record is from the annotation of a GenBank genome assembly. NCBI's taxonomy places the organism in Eukaryota, Ciliophora, Heterotrichea, Heterotrichida, Blepharismidae.